AUGUCGUCCCGAGCGAGCAGUGGGAGCCGGACACGGGUAGGCAAGUAUGAGCUAGGUAGGACAUUGGGAGAAGGGACGUUCGCAAAGGUGAAGUUCGCCAGAAACGUCGAUACUGGAGAGAAUGUGGCCAUUAAGAUUCUGGAUAAGGAGAAGAUUUUGAAGCAUAAGAUGAUCGGUCAGAUUAAACGUGAAAUUUCAACGAUGAAACUAAUCAGGCACCCAAAUGUCAUCCGAAUGUAUGAGGUGAUGGCUAGCAAGACAAAAAUAUACAUUGUUUUGGAAUUUGUGACUGGUGGCGAACUUUUCGAUAAAAUUGCAAGUAAAGGAAGGUUGAAGGAAGAUGAAGCUAGGAAGUACUUUCAGCAGCUUAUUAACGCUGAUGUACAAAAAUCCUAUCAAGGAGAUGUUGGGGCCAAUAAGCUUAUUGUCGAGCUAGUAGUAGUCCCAGCUUGGAACCUUCCUUAUACAUAUGAGCAAGGACUCAAGAGUAUAAAUGAAGACUCUAAAUGGGGAUUGGAGAAGAAUUGA
Molecule: messenger RNA, 528 nt
Organism: Carica papaya (papaya)
Lineage: Eukaryota; Viridiplantae; Streptophyta; Magnoliopsida; Brassicales; Caricaceae
Source: RefSeq, a predicted model, not a curated record